Molecule: messenger RNA, 1239 nt
Organism: Symbiodinium natans
Lineage: Eukaryota; Dinophyceae; Suessiales; Symbiodiniaceae
Source: the annotation of a GenBank genome assembly
AUGACUCGAUCCUGCAUGGGAGUGCUCUUGCUGAGCCUGCCCGAGUGCUUGUUGGGACUCCUACAACUUUUGGAUGCGCAGGGCCUGGCGCAGCUUCGCCGCUGUGGACGUGUGGGCAACUGUCACGGAUCAACUCUGGCACACGCCAUGCGGGUGGCAGAGCUUCGAGCCGCGAUUCUGGAACUGCUCCAGGCGACCAAGUUUCCCUUUGUCCAUGCUGCCUAUGUGCUGGGCUUGAAUGGGUCCCAUUACAGCCUGGACACGGCAACGGACAGGCACUACGGCAUUCCACUCCGCUUGCCAAGGCUGCUUUGUGAGCUCUUCCGCUUGGAGGUGCCCAACACCGACUUCACCACCAUCCGCAUUCAGAAGUUUGCGUCUUCGGUGAAUUUCAAUGGCUCUCACCGUACCCUUCCCGUGAAUUUGCACACGCCCUUCUUCGAUGCCGAGGACACUUCCGCUACGCCUCCAUCCCACGACGUGAACAGGGAUGCCAAAGGUGUUCCUGCUUCUGCGCUUUGCUUAACGGAAGGCUGCAAAGGUGGCUUCGGCGAGCUUUGUGAGAACCUGGAGGGUGACAGUGACGAGGGUCACCAUCGCUGGCGGCGCUUCGUGCAACCGGCAGCAGGGUCGAGCGCGCCGCGCUGGAUUCAGUUCCCGAUGGAUACGUGGCUCCGAUGGUAUUGGCCAACUUCUGGCGAUUACUAUGUCAUCAUUGCAACCUGUGAACCUGCAGACUUCAUUCGCGGGCUGCGUACACGCCAGCAUCGCCAGAUGCUCAAGCUCGGGUUUCGGCUGCCCGAGCCAUGGAAUGAGCUUAACAAGGAGGACGCAGACGAAGACGAAUGCCACGAGCGGGUUCCGGAAGGGGAGCGCCGGAGCCCACGCCGCUUGAGCAGCGCGCGGGUGAUUGCUGCGAAGAGGCUUCUUGGCCUUCAGGCUGUAGUCAUCCCGACUAUUCAGGAGAUCGAGGAAGCCUACGACAAUGCAGUAAGGCAGGCGAAUGAAAGUGCGGCAGGACAAGCUGGCACCAGAGAGGGAAAUCGCUGCGGACGAUUCGGUUGGGAUAUUGCACAGCUUUCCUGGGCGAGUCGGGUACUGCGCGAUGCUCAUCACGCGGCUCAAGAAGCCUCCACUCAAGGGAACCCUCCUCCGUGGAUACAGGAGCAAGUCUCUCAGGAGCCCAUCUCCAUUGCGGCACCCGCUCAGCUGUUGCCAUUGCCGGCUCCGGGCGCUUGA